UUAGGAGACUAUAUAACGGUAUAUUUUAAUAACGUCUUAGUAUACUUAAACAAGAGCCGAAAGGACUAUAUAAAGAAGGACGUAGGCCUUAACCUAGACCUUAAGAAAUAUAUAUUUGUAGUAAAGGAAGUUAAGUAUCUAGGGUAUAUCGUAGAGGUAGAGGUCUAUAUCUACUUUAACCCUAAGAAGAUCAAGGCUAUCUAUAAGUAG
Messenger RNA from Thermothielavioides terrestris NRRL 8126, 210 nucleotides. RefSeq lists its product as uncharacterized. The record is from RefSeq and is a predicted model, not a curated record. The transcript has 2 exons. The annotation marks the transcript as partial. NCBI's taxonomy places the organism in Eukaryota, Fungi, Ascomycota, Sordariomycetes, Sordariales, Chaetomiaceae.